CCGGUCGUUCAGUGACGAGCGUGCGUUGUACGGGGCAAUAAGCGCUCGAGGAGCGUAGCAGGCCUAGAACCCCGGGCUUGGCUUCACGCAGCAGCACUUGACUAGUUACAAGUUUUGCCGGAUCUGAUGUCGAGAUGAUCUGUACACCAUCCAGUUCGUACAUCCGUCGUCGAAUUGUCAGCAAUUGCCAGGGCGAUUUUCGUGUCGUUUGUCCAAUCGGACAUGGAACGGAAGGCGAACAGCGCCUGCUUCAUUGAACCUAGUCGGCGAUUCAACACGAAAACACUGUCUUUCCAUUGACUAUUGACAUUUGCGAUACGUUCGUAGUAAACAUUAUUGUGAUUGCGUGAGUGAAUACUACGCUAUUCGGUUUCAGUGUCUGGUCUACUUCGCUUCGGAUCCCCAAGUGGCGUACGGCGAAGCCAGUCACCUUUCGGAAAUAUAGGUUGUCACAUAUAGCACAAAAGGCAAAAACGUUUACUUAGAAGACACAGAGCACCUUUCACACUAAUCAGUUAUCGGUAUGUGAUAACAGUCGACGCACAGACCGCGCAAAGACCGCGAUAGUUGGUGGUUAGCAGGUUUCCAUCCAGGUCAGCUGUCUACAGGCAUUAGAAAAGCAGUGGCGUGUUGUAGUGAUGGUAACGGUGGCCAGGAGCUAACGGUGGAACAUGCGGGGAGGCGCAGGGGCGGCCGGCACUGCGGACUCUGCUCGCUGGUCGCCCGCGCCUUCCGGCGCGCGGUCUGCGGCGCCCCAAGCCGCAGGGGCAGCGGGGAGUCUUACCAGGAGCUGACGGCGCCACAACCGGAAGAGGAGGUCACUAAAACUCCUGGCGUUACCAUCGACAUCACAGAACAAAACGCGAUGUAUAUCAAGAUGGUUGCUCCAGUGGAAACUCCAAGACUGCAAACAUAUUUCUCCAAAGAAGACUGGAUAUUAUUAGAUGCCAUGGGUUCGAGCUCCACCCAAAGGAGUUCUGGCCGAUUUCUUACGAUGCACAAACGCCGUCGUAAGAAGCUUACAACGCGCUCUCUAUAUCAGGACUAUGCAAUACUUGAUGAUAUUCAUCACGGUCUAGUUCAAAAAAUGUUGGAAUACUGUGGGAGAUGGGCAUUCAACGCUUUUACAUUAGAAACAGUUGCUGGUGGCCGGUCCUUACCAGUUCUCUGCGUUCAUUUAUUCCAUUGGUACGGCCUUCUAGACUAUUUUAAUCUGGACGUGGUACGCGUUUGGAAACUAUUUACACUUAUCGAAGAAGGAUACCAUAGCACAAACCCCUACCAUAACUCUAUACAUGCCACUGAUAUUACCCAAGCCAUGCACUGUUUUCUUCAGGAAGAAAAGAUUCGUCGGCAUAUUACACCAUUAGAAAUAAUGGCGUCACUCAUUGGUGCAGUGGCUCAUGAUCUGGAUCAUCCGGGUGUCAACCAACAUUUUCUUAUAUCUACUUCUAAUCAUCUUGCAAUUUUGUAUCAAAAUAAAUCGGUGUUAGAAAAUCAUCAUUGGAGAUCAGCAGUUGGUUGCCUAUUGGAAAGUGGUGUGGCAGAACAGUUGACACCAUACAGAGACGAAUUAGAACUGCUCAUCCGUGAACUCAUUCUUGCCACUGAUAUAAAUAGACAACAGGAGUUCAUCACAAGAUUCAAAAAAAAUUUGGACGAAGACAGUUUGGACAUGACUAAACCAGAAGACAGGAGCUUCAUCCUUCAGAUCGCACUGAAGUGUGCCGACAUCUCGAAUCCCACAAGACCGUGGGACAUAUCCCAGAAGUGGAGCAUGAAGGUUUGCGACGAAUUCUUCAGGCAGGGGGAGUAUGAGAGAAAGCUCAAUCUUCCAGUGACUUCCAUUUGCGAUCAGCAAUCGACCUCAGUUGCCAAAAUCCAAGUUGGUACGUUGCAGAUACGUUUCUUCAAGUUUGUAGCAGCUCCCCUUUUCACCGAAUGGCAUCGUUUCUUGAGAAGCAAGCUGUCGACCAGAAUGAUCAAUUUGUUGGAGUCCAACCGUAAACGGUGGGAAAAUCAAGAAAAAGUCGAACAGGCAGAAGAGACCCAGACUGAACUGUCCGACGCUGAAGCGGAGAUCAGUGAAGAUGAAGAGGCUACGAAGCAUUCGUCCGAAAUCACAAGCAUCAUGGAUUUCAUUCCUCCUCCUAACAGGGAUAACCGAAGACAAUCAUUAGCUGUACCCUCAUUCGAAAGUAGCCUUGGCGUUAGGAGGCACUCUGUGCCAGUAAACUUGGAUCCAGCACUGCCUCACACUAUAUACCGCAGAGAGAGCCUACCAGUGGCCCGCAACAACUCUUCCUCUUCUGGUGCUCGCAACGUUGUCAGUCCAAUACGCAGCGAUUCCAGAGCAUCUAAAUCUUCUAGUGGGCUUAAAGAAGAAGACGAAUUCUUCAAAUAUGGUUCACAGUCUUCCUUCUCUAGUCCUAGGCUCUCUUCUGGAGGAGAUGAUGAUCCAGAGAGACCUCUUAGCGCAGAAAAUCUGUUGCCGGAACCAAGUAUUGCAUCAAUGUCUAGCAGUUCAGCCUUAGUUAAACUUUCGUCGGUAUUGCAGGGUAAUGUGGUUGCACCGGUGUCGAAGUGCCUAACAAGGCAGCAAACCUUCCCACCGCCUCAACCUUACAGCAGAAUGCGUUAUAUGUCGGCUACUGUUGAGAUGACAACCUAUCCUGAAACGGUGCUCGAAGGGGACAGCAACUCGCAUUCAUCUCAAGGCUCACACGAAAACAUAUCAUCAGGACUUCCGCCACAGUAUCCGAUACCAUCGAUAGCUGUGCUGAGUCCAAACAACAGCAGACCCCCGGAUCUGCUUCUACCUGAGCAACAGCAGCAACAGAAAGCACAAACGUCUAUGCCAAAAUCAAUACUCGUGAGUAGAGAGACUGAAUCCAUUGACAAGGAGAAGGCUUGUAAGGCCUUGAAGCUGUUCGAAGCCGGACAAAGAUACGAGAAGGAAAAUGUAGACCCUAGAAAGCCACCAACGGGGUUAUCGAAAAGAAGAGGAUCUGUUCCUGUUACGUUACCUUUAGGAAGAACAGACGAUAAUCAGUCUCCUGCAGGCAGGGGAACAGUUAUUGUCGGUUCCCAGACUUUGAGAAGAGGUUCAGUACCUGUUGAAAUUGCUCAUUAUUAUACUUUUGAAGAUGAAAAUAUCGAGACUGUAGUGAACAUAACCCCAGUUGAAACGACCCGCACGUUCUGGCAGUACCAGCGCCGGGGUUCGGCACCAAUGGACCAACCCACCAAAGGUGCCGACCACAAGGUGGAUAUGACGCUCACAAGGCAUACCAGCCUCAACGGCAAGGCGGGUAGGCGCAAAAGGCAGCUCUAUAGGCGGAGUUCGGGCGGGCCCGAAACUGUCCUGCUGCCUGACCUUGGGCCAGAAACCUAUUCUCGUCUUCUACUCCGUAAACCUGAAAAUCCUGACGCGCUGCUGGCUCGGCGUAGGGGAUCACUGCCAAUUGAAGUCCUAACUGUUGGGCAUUCUGUGUUUUGACGAUUGCCUCUAUGAGAAACAGAGCUUUGGACCCACCAUCCAACAAGCAAUAAGGACCAACACUGACUGACAUCCAUCUUCACUAGAUAGCUCAUUAUUUAUUAUUAUCAUUAAGAAUAAGCCAAAUAAUCAUGAAUGUUCUAGUUGUCACUGUAAUUGUUGAAAUUUGUGUUAAAAAAUGAAACGGUAUGCAAUUUGGAUAGUUCUUCGUAGAUUAGAUAGAAUAAAUCAUAAGUAUGUUUAUUUUACUUAUGAUUGCCCCCCCAUGUUUGACUCAAUACUUUGUAUUGUAUGUACAACUUAUGAAGGUAUUAAAAUAAUUGUAAUUUUUUA
Molecule: messenger RNA, 3832 nt
Organism: Harmonia axyridis
Lineage: Eukaryota; Metazoa; Arthropoda; Insecta; Coleoptera; Coccinellidae
Exons: 16
Coding region: 866-3499 (877 amino acids)
Molecular function (GO): 3',5'-cyclic-AMP phosphodiesterase activity
Source: RefSeq, a predicted model, not a curated record